Molecule: messenger RNA, 1008 nt
Organism: Thamnophis sirtalis
Lineage: Eukaryota; Metazoa; Chordata; Lepidosauria; Squamata; Natricidae
Source: RefSeq, a predicted model, not a curated record
GUUGCAAAUAUUCAUCAUGGCCUUGAUCGCUGUGCAUCUUUGUUAAGGGACAUUCUUCAGAAUGAGUCCCCAGGAAUGGCGGGCAGCUCUCAAAAAGCAGUGAAAACAACUACUUUCAGAGCAGCUUCCAGACCUUUGCUGAAUAAAAUGGGUGGUGCUAAAAAGAGAGGUAUAAAGAAAAAAACUCUUUCAGCAAAUGUGCAAAAAGAAACAGCAUCUGAGUUAAAUAGAAAGGUAGUUUCAGGUAACGAAACUGUUGCUGAAAAAGAUGAAACUCCUCUUACCACCAAACAAGCCUUUGUUGUUAAAUCGAUUCAUGGACCUUGCACUCAGCAUUCUCCUGUAAUGCACCAGAAAUUAUGUGAGCAUGCACAGUUCCAAAUGCCUUUGUUAAAUAGCCACACUCCAGUGAAAUCCAGCGAUAUUCCUGAUGUCCCACUUUCCACCAUUCCUGAAGAGGCAGCAUAUCAACCUGCUACAGCAUUCAACGACCAUUUACCUACCUCCACACCAGCACGAUCACCACAGCAGGCAGUUAAUCCUUCUGUCGUUCACCCUGUAAGUAACCUCCUGCUGGAAGUAAAUGGUCAAAUUUGUAUUUCCCUGUUUUAUCCUAAACAUGUUGCUAAGAGCAAAAUGUUAAAAUAGAACUGCUGUAAAGCAACGCACACUAGUCAUGACUGAACUUGUGAUUGAAUUUGGGGUGGGUAAAGAAAAGGCACUUGAACUUCAGUUCCUUUGGGCUUUCAUCCACAAGUUAAGCAGAUACUGUAUCUUUAUCUUCAGAUGAGAAGCAACAGGGAUACAUUUCAUUUUAAAUUCAACAUGUCCUCUUAAGCAGAAAUCCAGCUGUUCCUGUACCAAGUUGUUUUGAGGCUCUUUGUAUUUAUUCAUUUGUUCCUGAAUAUUUCCUCUCCCCGCCCACCCCCAGUUUAUCUAAAUUCUGCAACUUCUCAAAGAUGUGCAAAUUGAAUUUGUUGGUUACUUCUAAAAUAUCUCUUGCCUCUU